AUGGAACCCGCAGUUGACUGUGCCUAUGAGAUGACCAUGAAGCGCAAUCCGGCUUUAGAGGAGUUUCGAGGCAUAUCAUGCAACUUUCCAGAAGCGGAACUUUGGCGCACGAAAGAUCUCUUCCUACCUCAUCCCACCAAACCGAAGCUUUGGAAGUUCCAUGCCCGCACAGAUGAUAUCAUUGUUCUCUCCAAUGGGGACAAGUAUAAUCCUGUGCCGAGCGAGACGCAGAUCGCUGCUCACCCGCUCUUGGCCGGAGCUUUGAUCACCGGCCAGGGCUACCCCCAACCUUCUCUCCUGCUAGAGCCGAAGGACCACUCGCGGGAUCUGACAUCGCUGGUUGGUGAAGUAUGGCCUACAGUCGAGCAAGCAAACGCCGAUGUCCCAAGACAGGGCAGGAUCACGCGGGGCAUGAUCCUGGUAACCACAUCUUCCAAGCCUUUUGAAAGAGCAGCGAAGGGUACCGUCAUCAGAAGCACCACGGCGAAGAAGUACGAGCAAGAAAUUGCACAGCUGUACGCUGAUGAAACGUCGCGGAACUUUCAGCAUAUCGUACUUGGCCCCUCGCCAAGUUUCGCAACCACGGUAAAGUUCGUGAACGAGGUCGUGGCUUGCGUAUUUCCGGCCUACUCUUCCCGUAAGGAUGACGACUUGUUCGUUAUGGGCCUCGACUCGCUGCAAACGACCGAGAUGGUCUCGCUUCUGAAGGCCGGCAUCCAAGCCGGGAGGGAGGGACUUACUGCCUCUUGGCUUUCUCCGAGGUUCGUCUACGAGCACUCUUCCGUAGACAAUAUGGCGCAAGCCAUCCAGCACAAACAAAUGGAAACCAUGGUCGACAAGUGCAUCUAUGAUCUCCCCAAGCGAUCGAAGGAACCGUCACAGGAUUUACAGCUGCCUAAUCAGCAUACGGUCAUGCUCACUGGAUCCACCGGCUCACUCGGUACUCAAAUCCUGGUCAAGCUGUUGUCCGAUUCGAGUGUCACCAGGGUCCAUUGCCUCGACCGCUCUGCCGAUGCCCACAAGCGCAUCAGCGCUACACUAGCUUCGUGGCCUGUCGCGCCUACCCUGGACACUGCGCGAGUUUCUUUCCACCAAGCUGAUCUAGGCAAGCCGGGCUUCGGCCUGACACCCACGGUGCUUUCCACGCUGCGCGAAACCCCGACUUGCAUUAUCCACAAUGCCUGGCAAGUCGACUUCAAUCUAUCACUCAAAUCGUUCGAGGCUGUACACAUCCGCGGUGUGCGUCAUAUCAUAGACGUCAGUAUUGAGAGCACUUAUCACCCGUGUAUCGCUUUCGUCUCGUCGCUCUCGUCGGUCGGUAAUUCGCGUCGUGUCUCGGAAGAGCGCCAAUACAACCUCCUCCCGGAGAACUCGCCGCUCGCAAUCAAUCUUGGCGCAGCCCAGCCGCUCGGCUAUGGCGAGUCAAAGGCUGUCGCAGAGCGCAUACUCGCUCAUGCAGCCCAAACGAGCGGUGUUAGAACCGCCAUCAUGCGCGUCGGGCAAGUUGCUGGUCCGAUCGGCGAGGGCAACGGUGCCCGAUGGGAUGAGACUGAGUGGCUACCAUUGCUGUUGAAGACUUCCAAAGCAACUGGAAGAUUGCCGCUGUUGCUCAACCGAGACGACGGAUCGCUCCUGGCGAGCGUAGACUGGGUCCCUUCCGAUGUCCUCGCGUCUGCCGUCGGCGAUAUUGCUACUAACUUCGCCGGAAACAUCUGUUCUGACCUUUCUGCUUGUGAAGUCGUUCACCUUGUCAAUCCAGAAGUUAGGCCAUGGGAAGACCUAUUGCCCGUCAUGAAGUCAAGACUCGGUGUUUCCCAGGUAGUGAGCUUGAGUGACUGGGUCGCGGAGCUUGAACAGGUGGAUGUCAAUGAUAAGGAUGCUUUGAGAUCUAGACCUGCGGUCAAGAUAUUAGACUUCUUCAGGGACAUGGGCCAAGGAGGAGGGGGAGGAGGGGGAGGAGAUGAAGCUGCCUUCUCAACUGAACGUGCGAGUCGGAUGAGCGAGACCUUGAGACGACUUGGCCCUGUACGUGAUGAAUGGAUGGAGAAAUGGAUGAUGGAUCUAGGCAUCUAA
Messenger RNA from Anthostomella pinea, 2073 nucleotides. The record is from the annotation of a GenBank genome assembly. NCBI's taxonomy places the organism in Eukaryota, Fungi, Ascomycota, Sordariomycetes, Xylariales, Xylariaceae.